Messenger RNA from Hydractinia symbiolongicarpus, 2674 nucleotides. Its product is annotated as zygotic DNA replication licensing factor mcm6-like. Gene Ontology annotation, molecular function: single-stranded DNA binding; ATP binding; single-stranded 3'-5' DNA helicase activity. The transcript is spliced from 14 exons. Gene Ontology annotation, cellular component: MCM complex; nucleus. Gene Ontology annotation, biological process: mitotic DNA replication; double-strand break repair via break-induced replication; DNA replication initiation. The record is from RefSeq and is a predicted model, not a curated record. Bases 54 to 2486 code for a protein of 810 amino acids. NCBI's taxonomy places the organism in Eukaryota, Metazoa, Cnidaria, Hydrozoa, Anthoathecata, Hydractiniidae.
ACUUAAAAUUAUAUGUACACGAAGGAACAGCUAUAACAUAAUCAACAAUAAACAUGGAUGUUGCUGAUGUAACCUCAGGAGCUUCAAGGGUCAGAGAUGAGCUUGGGGAAAGAUGCCAAAAACUAUUUCAAGAUUUCCUUGAGGAAUUUACAGUUGAUGGUGAGAUUAAAUACCUUUCAGAAGCUCAAGAGCUGAUCCGGCCAGAGCGAAAUACACUAUCUGUUAGUUUCCAAGAUGUACAAACCUACAAAUCAGAACUUGCUACCAUUAUCCAGGAAGAAUAUUUUAGAGUUUAUCCAUACUUGUGCAGAGCAGUCCGAAAUUUUGCAAGAGAUCGUGGAGAAGUCCCUUUAUCAAAAGAAUUUUAUGCCAGUUUUAUUGAGUUACCAACAAGACACAAAAUUCGUGAAUUAUCCACUAUAAAAAUUGGAUCAUUGUUGCGCAUUAGCGGUCAGGUUGUCAGGACUCACCCAGUCCAUCCUGAGCUUGUUAGUGGUACUUUUAUCUGCUUGGAUUGUCAAACCGUCACUAAAGAUGUGGAGCAACAAUUUAAAUAUACACAGCCAAAUGUAUGCCGUAAUCCAGUUUGCCAAAAUCGUCGAAAUUUUCAACUUGAUAUAGACAAGUCACGAUUUGUUGAUUUUCAAAAAGUUCGAAUUCAGGAGACCCAGACUGAGCUACCACGUGGUAGCAUUCCCAGGAGUGUUGAGAUUAUUGUUCGCGCUGAAGCAGUAGAACAAGCGCAAGCUGGUGACAAGUGCGACUUUACUGGAACGCUUGUUGUUGUUCCAGAUGUGGCACAAAUAAAUAUGCCGGGAUCUAAAGCUGAAACACGUGCAGGCCGUGGCAACAAAGCAGGAGGUGAUAUUGAGGGCGUACGAGGCCUAAAAUCACUCGGUGUGCGUGAUUUGACAUACCGUUUGGCAUUCUUAGCAUGCAGUGUCACGGCCACAAACCCUCGUUUUGGAGGGAAGGACUUAUCUUCUGAAGAACUAAGUGCAGAAGCAAUUAAAAAGCAAAUGACAGAACAGGAAUGGCAUAAAAUAUAUGAAAUGAGUCAAGACAAAAAUCUGUACCACAAUCUUGUUAACAGCAUGUUCCCUACUAUACAUGGUAACGAUGAAGUUAAAAGAGGUGUUUUAUUAAUGUUGUUUGGUGGUGUUCCGAAAACAACAGCAGAAGGUACAACGUUGCGUGGUGACAUCAAUGUAUGUGUUGUGGGAGAUCCUAGCACAGCGAAAAGUCAGUUCUUAAAGCAAGUGGAACACUUUUCACCUCGUGCGGUAUACACAUCUGGUAAAGCAAGUUCAGCUGCUGGUUUAACAGCUGCUGUUGUAAAAGAUGAAGAAUCAAAUGAAUUUGUCAUUGAAGCUGGUGCUCUUAUGUUGGCUGAUAACGGUGUAUGUUGUAUAGACGAGUUUGAUAAAAUGGAUCCCAAAGAUCAAGUUGCUAUUCACGAAGCCAUGGAACAACAGACGAUAUCAAUCACAAAGGCUGGUGUAAAGGCUACAUUGAACGCGCGAACAUCAAUAUUAGCUGCAGCAAAUCCCAUUGGUGGGAGAUACGAUCGCACGAAAUCACUUAAGCAAAACAUUACACUAUCAGCUCCCAUCAUGUCGCGUUUUGAUUUGUUCUUCAUAUUGGUGGACGAAUGCAACGAAGUGACCGAUUAUGCCAUUGCACGACGUAUUGUUGAACUGCACAGUCGUAAUGAAGAAUCCAUUGAACGUGUUUAUUCUGUAGAUGAAAUUCAACGUUAUCUCACGUUUGCAAGAUUAUUUAAGCCCGUGAUCUCAAAAGAAGCCCAAAAUUACAUGGUGUCUCAAUAUAAAGUGCUCAGACAGAGGGAUAGCUCAGGUGUUGCAAAAUCCUCCUGGAGAAUCACUGUGAGACAGCUCGAAAGCAUGAUUCGCUUGUCAGAGUCACUGACCAGAUUGCAUUGUCAGGACACAGUCACACCAAAACACGUAAAGGAAGCCUUUAGAUUAUUGAACAAGUCAAUUAUACGUGUGGAAACACCCGAUGUUCAAUUCGAUGCAGAUGAGGAGGAAGAACGAGAAGAACUUAAUGAUUCUGAAAAUCUUACAAACGGCGAUGCAAACGAAGAGCAAGCUCCUUCCCCUUCAAAACCUACGAAGAGGAAAGUGAAACUAAAUUACGAGAAGUAUCGAAGUAUAGCAAAUACAUUGGUCCUUUUUAUGAGACAGGAAGAAGAUAAACCAAUCACUAGUAGCGAAACUGGAUUACGUCGCGAAGAUGUAUGCAAUUGGUAUCUGAGAGAAAUUGAAAAAGAUAUUGAAACGGAAGUAGAAUUGGAAGAGCAAACCUAUUUGAUUAAUAAAGUGAUUGAUCACCUAAUUAACGAGGACAAUGUUUUAUUAGCACUGAAGGAACCUAAUCUAACUGGAGAAAAAUUUCAACCAGCUGAUGAAAAUGAGAGUAAUCCAUACUUAGUUGUUCACCCUAAUUAUGUGAUUGACCAAUAGAAUUUCAAUAAUAAAAUCCAUUAACCAAUAGGAUUCCCGGACUUAAAAUCCUAAUAAAAUACUUCAAUGUUGCAUGCGCACAACCAUCGUUCUGUUGGACUAAAAGAUUUAAUUUAAAAAGAACCUUUAAAAAUCUGUAUUUAUGCUGUGAUUAUCUUAUGUAAAUAUAUGCACAUCUGUAAUGCGUA